This is a messenger RNA of Polypterus senegalus (gray bichir), 1367 nucleotides long. RefSeq names its product ribonuclease T2 (gene rnaset2). NCBI's taxonomy places the organism in Eukaryota, Metazoa, Chordata, Cladistia, Polypteriformes, Polypteridae. Gene Ontology annotation, cellular component: extracellular region. Gene Ontology annotation, biological process: RNA catabolic process. Gene Ontology annotation, molecular function: ribonuclease T2 activity; RNA binding. The record is from RefSeq and is a predicted model, not a curated record. The coding region runs from base 240 to 1007 and encodes 255 amino acids. The transcript has 10 exons.
UGUGUGGAGCUGAUCUGGGAGGAGACUGGAGGGUUAAAGCUGCUGGGAUGUUGUUGUUUAGUGCUGGCCUGUCUAUGAAGUGACUUACCCAAGAAAGAAAAGCUUUGUUCUUGAGGAGAAUUUGAUAACGCGAAAGAAAAGAUCAACACCUGGAUUAAAGUUCCGCGUCAGAAACAAAAAUAACAGCAAAACGGAGCACUGCCGUAAAGCACGUUGAAGUUAAUCCAUUUGAGAGGAAAAUGACUUCAGUAAAGCCUCUGGUGUUCCUGUGCUUGUGCCUCAUUCCGGCAUUUCAUUCCUUUCUGAACUACAAAAAAUCUCACGAGUGGACAAAACUUAUUUUGACUCACCACUGGCCGCAUACUUUCUGUACAAUGGAAAAGACGAGUUGUCAGACUGCAGAUCAGUUUAAUUACUGGACCCUGCAUGGCUUCUGGCCAAACAAAGGAGGAAUGUGCAACCAUUCGUGGCACUUCAACGUGACGAACAUCGAGGGUCUUUUGCCUGACAUGCAGAGAUAUUGGCCUGACCUGUUGCAUCCUAACUCUACUCUUCUAUGGAAGCAUGAAUGGGUGAAACACGGAACCUGUGCUGCUUACUUGGAAUCAAUAAACACUCAGUACAAGUACUUUGCCAAAUCACUGGAGAUGUAUAAAGAAAUAAACCUUGAUAACACCCUUUUGAAGUUCAACAUUGUUCCAUCAGAGAAAACGUACUCUCUGAAGGAAAUCCGAGAAGCUAUUUUGAAUUAUUACCAAGUGGCUCCAAAAAUCCAAUGUGUCCUGCCUUCACAGGGAGAGCAAGUACAAUUGCUGGGCCAGAUAGAAAUCUGCGUUGACAAGCAGUUUCAGUAUACCAACUGCUCGGAGCCCGCUGAAGACCUCCCUGACAGUGACAUUGACAUCCCAGCAUUUGAAUUGACCGCCGCUGCAGAACUGCAUGUGUGUGAUGAAUCCAUAGCUGUUUUAUAUCCUCCGGUGUCAACAAAAUUGUGGCGCUUGUCCUAAAAUCAUUUUAUCUGUAAAGAAAACACUUUGUAUCUUACAGUUUUUUAAGGAAUAGUGCAAAGUGUCUCUUUUCUUCAAUGUACCCUUUUGAAUCUCCGAGUUUUAAUGGUGGUAGUCUUAGUCACUUUGUCCCAUCUGAAGGACUGCAGGUUUUCGGGUUGUCAAAGCCAUUUACCGCUGGUGAUUGAUUUCCUUAUGAGGAACAACACAAAGCAAAAUCUGUGACCCCAGGACAGCUCAUCUGUUCUUGUGUUUUGUUUCUUGAUAUCAUAGGCUAAGGGUGGGCUAUAUUGUUUGAAAAUAUAUAUUAUGGGGUGUUUAUAUUUAAUAACGCAGAAUACAAAAGCUUAUCUACAAAAA